AUGUCAAAAUUAGAAAAAGGUAUAAUGAAAGAGAAAAAACUUCCAGACGAUGUGGAAAAUUCAGUAAUAGUUAAGGAUGAAAACGUUAAAACUGAACAAAUAAAUUAUUGGUGUCAUGAUGAAAAUUUACAGUAUAUAAAAGAUGAAAACAUUAAAAUUGAAAAAUUACAUUCAGAAUUGUUAAUUAAAGAUGAACACAAUUUUUCACAUAAACGAAUUCAUAGCGGAAGGAAACCUUUUACGUGUGAUGUUUGUGAAAAGACAUUUGCUUGGGAAGUUAGUUUACUUCAUCAUAAACUAACGCACAAUGGAAAAACACAAUAUUCUAGUUGUAACGUAAAACCCGUUGAGCAAAUCAGUUCAGUUGAACACAAACGAAUUCAUAAUGCAGAAAAAUCAUAUUUUUGUGAUGUUUGUAACGAUAAAUUUGACCAGGAAAAUAGUUUGAUUGCACAUCAACGACUUCACAGCGGAGAAAAGGAAAAACGUCAUACGUGUAAUGUUUGCAAUAAACCAUUUGCUUAUAAAUGGUUAUUACUUCAACAUAAACAACACACACAUUUAUGCGAUGUUUGUGAUAAAGAAUUUGUUUUUAAAAAUAGUUUAAUUGAACAUAAACGGAUCCAUAAUAUUUGUGAUAUUUGUGAUGCAACAUUUGUUUUUAAAAGCACUUUGAUUGCUCAUAAACGGAUGCAUCAUAUUGAUGAAGAUAAUUUUUCAUUUACUGUUGCUAAUACUUUAGUAUUAAAAGAAAACUCCGAAACUUCAGAAACAAAUUGUUCUUUUCAAGAGAAAAACAUUAUACCAUGUAUUAGUGAUGAAAACUUUAAAACAGAACAAUUUCAUUCGGAACAUAUUGUUGAAGAUGAAACUAAAACAUUUAAUGACGAAAAAUUUGAUAAACAAAGCAAUUUAGUUGAGGAUAACAGUUUAGUUGAUCAUAAUGGGGAAAAACCAUAUUCUUGUGAUGUUUGUAACGAAAAAUUUGACCAGGAAAGUAGUUUAAUUGAGCAUAAAACAGUUCAUGAUGCAGAAACAAAUGAAUAUGAUAAAAAUCUAUAUUCCUGUGAUUGUUUAUAA
Chrysoperla carnea is the source of this 1080-nucleotide messenger RNA. RefSeq names its product zinc finger protein 271-like. Gene Ontology annotation, molecular function: chromatin insulator sequence binding. The coding region runs from base 1 to 1080 and encodes 359 amino acids. The record is from RefSeq and is a predicted model, not a curated record. Gene Ontology annotation, cellular component: chromosome. Lineage: Eukaryota; Metazoa; Arthropoda; Insecta; Neuroptera; Chrysopidae. Gene Ontology annotation, biological process: regulation of transcription by RNA polymerase II. The transcript is spliced from 6 exons.